Boleophthalmus pectinirostris (great blue-spotted mudskipper) is the source of this 6621-nucleotide messenger RNA. RefSeq names its product protein diaphanous homolog 1. The coding region runs from base 655 to 4284 and encodes 1209 amino acids. The record is from RefSeq and is a predicted model, not a curated record. Gene Ontology annotation, molecular function: small GTPase binding; actin binding; microtubule binding. Lineage: Eukaryota; Metazoa; Chordata; Actinopteri; Gobiiformes; Gobiidae. Gene Ontology annotation, cellular component: cytoplasm; actin filament. Gene Ontology annotation, biological process: actin filament polymerization; actin cytoskeleton organization. The transcript is spliced from 27 exons.
UGUCCCGCUGCGGAGACGAUUACCUUCUGUUAUUCGGGUAAAAAAAAAGUUAUUUCAAGUUGCACAGGCCAUAGAAACUAAUAUGGAGGAAACUACCGAUCCAAGCCACUUCUAACACAAACGCGGACCUGCUCUGGAAAUACUUGAGCAACUCUGGGGCAAGAGAAGAACAAACUUUUUUUUUCUCACGGAGUUUACCUACUGUAGCAGGCGAGCUAGCCUAGCCAAAGCUAACAUUAGCGCUACAAGUAACGCACUCCCUGAAGACUUUAAUCAAAACUCGCAGGGUUUAGAUUGAUGUAUCUUCUCAACUUUACUUAAGACUAAAUCAGUUUCUUUUCCAACCCGCUUCAGUCAGUCAGUGUGUGUUUAUUCUCAGACAUAGGUCAGUGCUUUGAAUUUCCCUCCUUUUGACAGAGUCUGGACGCUUAGCGAGGGGUUCACUCAAGUUGGCUGCUUACCAAAUUAUUAGCAACACUGCGCUAGUUAGCAUGAAGUUUAGGCCCAUGGGAGUUUAUUAUUGCCAAAUGUAAAUACAGAAUCAAAGCCAACCGGACUGUUUAUUUAAUGUGUGUGAUGUUAGGGUGUAGGGAGAGUUUUGCCACAGUGGUCUAUUUUAUCACACAGUUGACGGAAACGGAUUAAGCUCAAAGUAUGGAUCCAUACACGGGGAACUCUGCCUCGGCUGCUGUCCCGAAGAAAGACAAGAAAUCCAAGAAGAGCUAUGAGGAUGGAGACGGGAAAAAGAAGUUUACUCUUAAACGGCUGAUUCCUGAUGAGUUGGAGCGGUUUACCAGCAUGAGGAUGAAGAAGGACAAGGAAAAGCCUGGUCAAAUGCCCAGCCAGCGUCACUCGUCUGCUGCCACCUACGAGCUAAGCUCCCAGAGUCCCAUGCUGCAGGACCUCCCGGAUGAGUAUGUGUUGGAGCUCUUCGAACAGAUGCUGGUGGAUAUGAACCUGAAUGAGGAGAAGCAGCAGCCUCUUAGAGAGAAGGACAUUGUGAUUAAACGUGAGAUGGUUUCACAAUACCUGCACACAUCCAAAGCUGGACAAAACCAAAAGGAAAGCUCUAAGUCUGCAGUGAUGUACAUCCAGGAGCUGCAGGAAGACUACCGUGACCCCCAGCUGCUGCUGAGCUGUCUGGAGUCUCUCAGAGUGUCCCUCAAUAACAACCCUGUCAGUUGGGUGCAAACCUUUGGAGAUCAGGGUCUAACAUUGUUACUAACUCGUCUUCGAUUACUCCAAGACGACAAACAUGAGUAUCCAAUGAGGAUGGCGGUAAAAUGUCAGCAUGAGAUAAUUCGAUGUCUGAAGGCCUUCAUGAAUAAUAAGUAUGGUUUAAAGUCCAUGCUGGAGUCUGGUGAAGGCAUACCUCUGCUGGUCAGAGCCAUGAACCCUACAGUGCCUCACAUGAUGGUGGAUGCUGUCAAGUUGCUUUCUGCCAUUUCUAUUUUGGAACAGCCUGAGAAUCUCCAUGAGCGUGUUCUGGAGGCCAUAACUGAGGAGGCGGAGAAAAGGGAGGUUGAGCGGUUUCAGCCUUUACUGUCUGGAAUGAACAAUCACAAUAUUGCUCUUAAGGGUGGCUGUAUGCAACUGAUCAAUGCUUUGAUUAGUCGAGGAGAAGAGUUGGACUUCAGGCUCCACAUCCGUUCUGAACUGCUAAGACUAGGACUCAGAGAACAACUUAAGGAGAUACGGACCAUUGAAAAUGAGGAGCUGAGGGUACAGCUUACUGUUUUUGAAGAUGAAGCUGAAGAUGACGCUGAGGACCUCAGAGCACGUCUAGAUGACAUUCGCAUAGAGAUGGAUGAUGUGAGGGAGGUGUUUGAGAUCCUGGUCAACACAGUGAAGGACUCCAAAGCUGAGGGACACUUCCUGUCUGUAAUGCAACACCUCCUGUUGGUCCGCAAUGACUAUUUGGCCAGACCUCAGUAUUACAAGUUGAUAGAUGAGUGUAUAGCUCAGAUUGUUCUUCAGAAGAAUGGAGCAGAUCCUGACUUUAAAUGCCAAAAACUAAAACUCGAAGUUGAACGUUUAAUAGAUAACAUGGUGAACCAGACUAAGGUGGAAACCAGUGAAGCCAAAGCCACUGAGCUGGAGAAGAAGCUGGAUGCAGAGUUGACUGCACGACACGAGUUGCAGGUGGAACUGAAAAAGCUGGAAGGAGACUAUGAGCAGAAACUGCAGGAUUUGAGUCAAGAGAAGGAACAGCUGGCCUCUGUUAAACAGGAGCGAGAAAAAGAGAACCAGGGACUACAGAAGCAACUGAGCUCUCUGGAGCUACAGAUUGAAAAGCUGCAAAAAGAUCUGGAAGAAGCCAAAACUAAAGUUAUCACAGUAACUGUACCCGUGACAACACCUGGACUGCCACCUCCACCACCUCUGCCUCCCUCAAGUACUGGAACUGGACCUCCUCCACCUCCUCCUCCAGGCCAUGCAGCCAUGCCUGUGCCCCCACCUCCUCCACCACCACCACUGCCUGGUAUGCCUGGGCCCCCACCUCCUCCACCUCCUCCACCCUUACCUGGCAUGACUGGACCCCCACCGCCUCCACCUCCUCCACCAUUACCUGGUAUGGGACCGCCACCUCCUCCACCCCUUCCUGGUAUGGGACCGCCACCUCCUCCACCCCUUCCUGGUAUGGGACCUCCACCUCCUCCACCUCCCCCAGGAGGUCCUGGGAUGCCUCCUCCUCCUCCGUUUGGGGGCUGGACUGCAGUGCCCCCUCCUCUACCUUAUGGCCUGCAGCCAAAGAAGGAAUAUAAACCUGAGGUCCAGCUCAAGAGAGCCAACUGGAGCAAGAUUGGACCAGAGGACCUCUGCGAAAACAGCUUCUGGACAAAAGCAAAAGAGGAUCAGUUUGAAAACAAUGAGCUUUUUGCCAAACUCACCUUGACCUUCUCCUCACAAACAAAGACCAAAAAUGUGACGGAUGGUGGAGAUGACAAGAAGAAUAUGCAGAAGAAGAAAGUUAAGGAGCUAAAGAUUCUGGAUGGAAAGUCUGCACAGAAUCUUUCCAUCUUUCUGGGAUCAUUUCGUCUUCCAUAUGAAGAGAUCAAAAAUGCAAUUCUGGAGGUUAAUGAGAAGAUCCUUACAGAGUCCAUGGUCCAGAAUCUCAUCAAGCAGCUCCCAGGCCCAGAGCAGCUCAGUGUCCUGGGCGAGAUGAAGGACGAAUAUGAUGAUUUGGCUGAGUCUGAGCAGUUCGGAGUCGUGAUAUCCAGUGUGAAGAAGCUCAUGCCACGACUCCAGGCUAUUUUGUUCAAGCUUCAGUUUGAGGAGCAGCUCAACAACAUUAAACCUGAUGUGGUGUCUGUGACCGCAGCCUGUGAGGAACUGUCCAAAAGCGAGUCCUUCUCCAAACUACUGCAGAUUAUUCUCCUUGUGGGCAACUACAUGAACGCUGGGUCUCGCAAUGGCAAAGCAUUUGGUUUCUCAAUUUCGUAUCUCUGCAAGUUACGGGACACCAAAUCUGCAGAUCUGAAGAUGACACUGCUCCAUUUCCUGGCUGAAGUGUGUCAAGAUCAGUACCCAGAUAUUAUGAGUUUUCCUGAUGAGCUCAUUCACGUGGAGAAGGCCAGCAGAGUAUCUGCAGAGACUCUUCAGAAGAACCUAGAGCUUAUGGGACGCCAGAUCAAAAACCUUCAGAAAGACCUGGAAACAUUUCCUCCUCCACAAAAUGAAAAGGACAAGUUUGUGGAGACUUUAUCUAGUUUUGUCGUCACUGCUCAGGAACAAUAUGAGAAACUGGACCUGAUGCACAAGAACAUGGAGAAACAAUACACAGACUUGGGCAACUACUUUGUUUUUGACCCCAGUAAAGUCUCAGUGGAGGAGUUUUUUGGAGACCUCAAAACAUUCAUAAACAUGUUCCGGCAAGCAGUAAAGGAGAACCAGAAGAGGAAGGAGGCUGAGGAGAAGAUUAAGAAAGCCAAGUUGGCAAGAGAAAAGGCAGAGAAGGAGAAGGAGGAAAAACUGAAGAGGAGCCAGGUCUUGGACAUCAAUGCAGAGGGAGAUGAGACUGGCAUCAUGGACGGCCUGUUGGAGGCGCUACAGUCCGGAGCUGCCUUCAGGAGGAAGAGAGGACCAAGACAAGCAGCCAACCACAGAAGAGCUGGCCAUGCAGUGACUAACAUCCUGGCCAAGGAGCUGAUGCAGGAAGACACGCCCACGCCAAGCAAAUCCACAGUGAAAAAACAACGGCUAGAAGACCCAGAGGAGUCAAACGUUGAAUCGUCUGAAUCUUUAGAGGAUAUUCUGGAGGCGGUCCCUUCUCGAUCCAAUUAAAAUUUGAUGACAUGGACAGGGCUUUCAAGUACAUAUAGCUAUUACAGGGGCCAAUAAUAUACUGAGUAGAGAACGGUUUUGUGUUGGGAAACCAAAUUUUGACUAGAAAUAAACACACCGAUGACUUGAUUAGUUGCACUUGUUAUUUAUUUUGUAUCACAAGACAGCAACUCAGUGCAUGGAGACAUGUUCUAGUUUGGCAUUUCUUAAAAUUUUAGCAUCUUCAAAAAUCCAACUCACUUCAUAUAUGCAUUUUUCCAGUCCCUAAACAUCAGUGAUAACACUGAAUUAGUUAGUUAUUAUAGUAACUACACUUUAAUCAGCCUUGAUAAAACAUAAAGACUUAAUUCAUAAUGAGCAAAUACUUUAUUAAGACUGAUCCAGGCUUAGUAACUAUUUCAUGAAAACCCUAACCCCUUCAUUAAGGAGUCACUACGCCUGAAUCAUUCUUAAACUAGGUGUCUUUAUUAAGGCUAAAGAACACUGUCAGUGGCUAAUUAAGGUCCAGUUAUUAUAAAGUGCUAUCACGUCACGUUAGUAGAAGUCACUGUUACCAACUUAUUUUUCUUUCAAAUGUCUCUUGAAGAAACACAUUGGUUGUUUUAUUGGAUUGUAACAUAUUAUCUAUUCUUAACAGGUUUACUGAAUAAUGUGGCCAGAAUGAGUAUGCCAAUUUCACACUUUAAUUUGAAUUUCUUUUGUUCUGUCGACCAUCUCUGUAAUUAUUUAGUUUUGAAUUUAAAAAGGCAUUUUGGACACAUCCAAAGACAGCCUUCUUGACAUUUCACUUUCUGUAUUUUAGCCAAGAGCUGCAUUUUGAUCCAUUCUAGCCUCUGUUUUAAACUAUCGACCAAGACUGUUCAUACAUAUUCAUAAGACACAGUUUAUUUUACUGUAGCAUGGUGCCAACCAAGAAAAGUUUAUAUUAGUUUCACUCAGGUGUUUCAAAAGUGCUUUUGUUACACUGGUCUCUAUGGGUUAUUUCUAAGGGCACAUCAAAACACAUAUGUUGAUAAAUUUAAAACCACUUUGUUUUUUAAUGAGACAAACUUUAAUUCAUUUGGUAUAAACCUUAAAAGGGAAAAGGAAGUACAGUUGUUUGGAAAAGGGAGACUUAACCAAAUAGCAUUUAAAAGGGCGUUUGUAGCUACCCAACUGCAUUCCUGUGUCUGUGUCUCUGACUGUGUAAAAUAAGCCACUAAAAUGACUUGUGCGCACAUAAAGUUUGUCUAUGUCAGCGUCUCAUUACUGUACAGAGAGGUAUGGAUGCUGUCUUGAAUGUUAGGUUUCCCAAGCGGCUCUGUGGUAAUGUUGCACACUUGAGACUGCCUGAAAACUGUGGAGACAGGUCUAUUUCUCUAAAUGUUUUUUGUGCACUCAAAAUCUUAAAAAUCCUCAAUGUGCUGUGCUGGUUGCUGAUGUCUGACCUUCUCCAUGAUCAACAUAUAUCAACGUUGACAUGUUUACUUCUAAAUCUCUUAAUGUAAUGGUCACGUUCGCUGCCUUCUCCUAUGCAAAAAUGAAUGUGUUUAACCCAGGCACACUGUUUAAAUGUUUAAAUAGCACUGGGUGGACUUUUGUGGUCCAUGUCUAGCUCCCGAUUUCAAGCAUAAACAUAUCAAAGACCUUCCUUAGCUUGUAAUAUCUGCCAACAAAACUUGCACUUACAUUUACACAAAACAAUGUCACAUGCUUGAAGGUGCACUGUGUAACUUUUUGGUUGGGGGUCCGUCACCCUUUUUGUAUGGAUUCAUCAUUACUGUGCCUGAAAUGUUCCUCAGUCUGACAUUAAAAGCUCUGACUUAUUCAAUUACAGAUUGUUUUAUAGCUCAAAAAUACCUAGAAAAACAGGCAUUGAGUGUUAGUGGGGUCACCCACCUCUUCUCCAAGAAGACAGAAAGCCUCCAACAGAAAAGUUACACAAGGCACCUUUAAUUUUAAGUCACAUGAUGUUGGCAUGUUAGUUUUACAAGUUUCCAUUUUCAUACUUGGGGAACUUGUAAGAGAAAUUGGUUGCACCCAACCAAACCAUAAACUCCCAUGUACUCUGCUGUGCCUAUGCUGGAGCACUGUGAGGCACACUUUACUCUUGUGCUAUUCUGGGCAUGCUUUACAACUGUAACUAAAAACGAUUGAUGAAUAUGGACUUCACUGGAAACAACUUGGACAUUCCUUUUUGUUAAUUUUUAAGAUGUUUUCUAUGUGAAUUUUUACAGUUGAGUAUUUUAUUGUAUUUGAAUAGAUCUUUUUUUUUUUUUUGGAAAAUUGCUUAAUGUAUAUGGAGUAAUGCACAUGCUGGUUGCUACACAGAGCUAUUAAAAGUCUUAACUAAUUUAA